Molecule: messenger RNA, 174 nt
Organism: Dentiscutata erythropus
Lineage: Eukaryota; Fungi; Glomeromycota; Glomeromycetes; Diversisporales; Gigasporaceae
Source: the annotation of a GenBank genome assembly
AUGUCGUAUGUAGUUUGCCCUUUUGUGGAGCCAUUGUUUGCUAGUGAUCUGGUAUCACCUAUUUUCUGGAGGCGUCGUUUGCUGGUGGAUAAAAUUUGUCUCUCUAUUAGUAUUAUUGUUAAACAGUAUCAUGCUACAUGUUAUUGUAUCCUAGAUCGUGGAUUCAUCUCUUGA